Molecule: messenger RNA, 2459 nt
Organism: Sander lucioperca (pikeperch)
Lineage: Eukaryota; Metazoa; Chordata; Actinopteri; Perciformes; Percidae
Gene: tbc1d15
Product: TBC1 domain family, member 15
Exons: 18
Coding region: 104-2113 (669 amino acids)
Biological process (GO): activation of GTPase activity
Molecular function (GO): GTPase activator activity
Source: RefSeq, a predicted model, not a curated record
GCGUGCCAGAGCUCUCCACCGGAAGCUGACUUGUCAGUCUUGUUUUGGUGGUUGACAGGCGCGUGAGCUGCCGACGUCACCAGUAGAGGCAGCAGACGGCGACAUGGCGGCGGACUCUGCUCUGAAGGUGAUCUUUGAACUUGAAGGAGUCUUCAUCCAUCCGAGCAGCGAUGAAGACGGCAUGGAGCCAGAUUUACUGGUUUCAGGGACGCUGCGGCUCGUUGACAAGGAUGCUGAAGUCUUGGUGGAGUACAGACCUGUGGAGGACGCAGUCGACCCGUCCAACAUGCUGUGUGCUGGAAAGGACUCCAGCUCAGUCAUGGAGUGGGACCAGUGUUCGGGGGAGAAGUCCAAGUCUCUGAUAGAGACACAGCAGAGCUACGAGACAGAGUGGGACAUGAUCAAUGCUGUGUCCUUCAAGAAGAAAACCUUCACCAACGGAGACGGCUCUCUGAACCACGGCCACGAGAGGAGCCGCUGGGCCUUCUCCGUCAGCGUGGGGGACCUGCGCUCCGUCACGGUGAAGGUGGAGGGGUGGAGCUUCCUGCUCCUCAAACUGAAGGACUGCCGCUCCUCGCUACCCGCGCUGCACUUCCACCAGGGUGGCAGCACCGACUUCCUGGACAGCCUGAGGAGGGUCGCUCUGCUCAGCCCAUCUCCUGAUGAUGAAACCUGUCUGCUGGUCAGUUCUCCAAACAGAGCUCUGUCUCAGUCCUUUGAGAACCUUCUGGAUGACAACAACUUUGGACUCGUUAAUCAGAAGUUCAGGAAGGACCCGUACGUCACCACGCUGGGCGGCUUCUCCAAAGUCACCAACUACAUCUUUGAUGCUUUCCGGGGGACGGAGGAGCAGCACCAGCGCCCCCCGGAGGAGGUGGCCGACCUGCUGACUGAAGUCAUCCCGGGACUGGAGAUCAACCAGCAGGAAGAGCCCGGCUUUGAGGUUAUCACCAGGAUGGACCUGGGCCCGAGGCCGGAGGUAUCCAGGCGGCCCCCCCUGUCAGCAGAGGACUGGACCAAACACCAGGAUCCAGAGGGGAGGAUGCUCAGCAUUUCCAAGCUCAAACACCUCAUCUUCAAAGGGGGACUCUGUCACGCGGUGAGGAAGGAAGCCUGGAAGUUCCUGCUGGGAUAUUUCCCGUGGGACAGCACGCUGGAGGAGAGGAAAGUCCUCCAGAGAGACAAAACAGAUGAGUACUUCAGGAUGAAGCUGCAGUGGAAGUCAGUCAGCGAGGAGCAGGAGAGGAGGAAUUCCAGACUGAGAGACUACAGGAGUCUGAUAGAGAAAGACGUGAACCGGACGGACAGAACCAACCGGUUCUACGAAGGCAUGGACAACCCGGGUCUGGUGCUGCUGCACGACAUCCUGAUGACCUACUGCAUGUACGACUUCGACCUGGGUUAUGUUCAGGGGAUGAGUGACCUGCUGUCUCCGAUCCUCUACGUGAUGGAGAACGAGGUGGACGCUUUUUGGUGUUUUGUCUCCUUCAUGGACCAGAUGCACCAGAACUUUGAGGAGCAGAUGCAGGGCAUGAAGACGCAACUGAUCCAGCUCAGCACUCUACUCAGACUGCUGGACCUCACCUUCUGGAACUACCUCGAGUCUCAGGAUUCAGGAUAUCUGUAUUUCUGUUUCCGCUGGUUGUUGAUCCGAUUCAAGAGAGAGCUCAGCUUCCAGGACGUCCUGCGGCUCUGGGAGGUGAUGUGGACCGGGCUGCCCUGUCAGAACUUCCACCUGCUGGUCUGCUGCUCCAUCCUGGACUCUGAGAAACAGAAGAUCAUGGAGGAGAACUACGGCUUCAAUGAGAUCCUCAAGCACAUUAACGAGCUGUCCAUGAAGCUGGAUGUAGAAGAGAUUCUUCAGAAAGCUGAAGGCAUCAGUCAGCAGAUACAUCGCUGUAAGGACCUUCCUCAGUCCAUCAGCAGCAUCCUGGGUCUGGAGCCGGAUCUCUGUGGUUCUGACCCGACACACUCUGGAGCGUGUCCACCUCUCAGACCACGGCCGCCACCGCGGAGACCGGACGCUCACACCUCCACCUCCACCUCCACCUCCAACGGACUGUUGAGAGCCAGCAGCGCUCACAACGGCUGUACCGUGGCCUUCUCGUCCUAGUACACAGACUGACUCUGGUCCUAGUACACAGACUCAGAGCCUGGUCCUAGUACACAGACUGAGCCUGGUCCUAGUACACAGACUGAGCCUGGUCCUAGUACACAGACUGACUCAGAGCCUGGUCCUAGUACACAGACUGAGCCUGGUCCUAGUACACAGACUCAGAGCCUGGUCCUAGUACACAGACUGAGCCUGGUCCUAGUACACAGACUCAGAGCCUGGUCCUAGUACACAGACUCAGAGCCUGGUCCUAGUACACAGACUCAGAGCAUGGUCCUAGUACACAGACUGAGCCUGGUCCUAGUACACAGACUGACUCAGAGCCUGGUCCUAGUACACAGCCUGA